CAUAGGUGUACCAUUUAAUGGCCUGGUUACACAACUACACAAACAAAUAAAUCUCAAUGGGAACAUACCCAACAACAGUUGCAGGCAGGGAAUUAUGUUUACAAAGAAGAUAUUUGCCUGGGAAUGAGGGAAGGCUGGGGGAAAGAAUACUGUUCAAAAUUGGCUUGAAGAAGACAGAGAAGGAAGGAAUCGGUGUUUCCAGUCACACGGGCUAGCCAGGAAAGCCAGGGGUGAACAUGGGGAAGACAGAGGGCCAGAUGUGUUCAGUGUAUGCAAUUGACUCGAGAGAGGCUAGAGACAAGCGGUAAAUGUUGCAGGCUUUCUUUUGGGCCCGCAACCAGCCCCCCAAAUUACGACACAGGGACUUUACUAUUAGCUAAGAAUGUUUGGCCUUAGCUUAUGUUUGUCCCACUAGCUCUUAUAACUUUGACAUCCUCUACGUUUUGCCUCAGGGCUUUUUACCUUUCUUUCAUUUGGUGUGCCCUGCUUUCCUGCUUCCUCUGUGUCUGGCUGCCUGGUAACUGCCUGGCUGGCAGGCCCAGGGCAUCUCCCUCUCUUUAGCCCCCAUUCUCUUUGUUCUCUCUAGCCUUAGAUUCCUCCUCUCUCUGCCCACCAGCUCCACCUAGCCCUCUACUGCCUAGGUAUUGGCUGUUCAGUAUUUUAUUAGACUGAUCAGGUACCUUAGGCAGGCAAAGCCACGUGUCUUUACAUUGUUGAACCAAUGCAGCAUAAACAAAUGUAACACAUCUUUACAAUAGUCAAACAAAUCCAGCAUAAGCAAAUAUACCACGUCAUUGCCUAGUUAAACAAAUAUUCCACAGCAGGUAAAGGCUCGCAGCAGCCAGAUCAUUCUGAGGACUGAGAAGAGCUUGAGGAAGUCAGGAGAUCACAUGUAAAUUCACAAAGAGGUACCUCCUAAACUUUAUCUUGGCAAACAUCCUUGCUCUGUAAGAGUCUGUGGUUCAAAGGAUUGGCUACUCCUCCAGACAUGUGGCUACUGGCCUUUUCAGGGCUGAAUGUGGCUAGAUCAUAUUUAGGGAUGAGCUGAAAUGCCAGUAUUAACUAGCAGUCAGACACUCUCAAAUUAAUUCCAUCCAUGUGAAGUAUUUUAUUGUGAAGACAUCCCAAUCUUGUUCCAUCAGUCAACAUCAACUCCAACCAGUUAGGGAGUGAAAUCCCAGAAGCUGGUCUGAUUGAACAUUUGAGGAGAAAGGUGAAUGACUGCCAGACACGCCCCUCCUCCAUUUCUAGAGCCUUUCUCAUGAUGAACGCUGGAGAAGGUCAGGAGUUGCCGCCUCUGCAUGGUUUUCUGAUCCUGAGGCUCUUUUUCCGUGUCUCUUUAUGGACUAUAGUCUCCUUUUGUCUGGAGCCCUGUCUAGGUGUCCUCUCAGAUCUUUCCUGAAUGGAACUUCAGUUGGAUCAUCUACCCAUCCUCCCUCUAGGACAUAGCUGCCUCCAGUUUGGUUUCUUUGCUCUUUGCACCUGGACUUAGCGUAAUGGAGGAGGGGGUACCUAGUUGCCCAUUGAACGGCUUCUGGUCCUCAUUUUCAGGACGAGAAGCUCCAACAAAUCUAGUUGUUCACGCAGUAACCCUGAAAGCAGAAGACCUGGGAUGGUGUCACAGAGGCAGAACCACUGCCCUCUCCAAUCUGCAGUCUGAGGGAAAUGAACUCCAAAGGGCCGCACAGUUGGAAAGAACCUCAUACAGGUUGAGCCUUCGAAGCCCAGAGAUGUGAACUCAUGUUUUAGCUGUGCGGUUGUAGAUCUGGCCAAUGCAGAGGCUGGAGUUGAACUUGGUUGGCAAAGUCAAUCUGUCUUCGCUUGCAAAAUGGCUAACGGUGCCGUUACUUCUAACCUCUGUGGUCGGCAUCAGGAGACUGAAACCAUGACUGAGACUUGGAUCUGUCAGUUCUGUAGCGCCUAUGACCCUGUGAUUGUAUGGCCUUUUAAUCGUCUUUAAUCCAUUUUACCGACUCAGUGGUGGUGACUACUCGGGCUGUGCUGUGUUCUGUAACGUUGAGAACUGGAGCUAGGAUUACAAUGUUAUCUCAGCCCUGAGCCCAAGCAGGACUGCGCUGCCUGCCCCUCCUCUGAGUACGCCGGAGCCUAGGGUCAACUGGGCACUCUCCUCUCAGAAGAAAUGUCUGACUCGUUCUGGCCUUAGGAGAUUUCAUUUGCAUCUAGAUGUCUGGGGCACCACUUGUCAGAGCACGAGAGAACAUGAGGCAAGAAAACACCUGACUCGGUGUUACUACCAAGGUCAGCACUCCUCAUGCCUCAGUAGUUCUGGGGCUGGCGGGAGGGUUUGGGUGUUUUGUUUUCAUGGAAAAAAGUACCCUGACAUGAAGAGAAGAGGCAUCAAAGCCAUGCAGAGGGACUGGCCACCUGAGCUAAAUCUGUCAGAGCGGGUGCUGAAGCGAUGGACAGAGGUCAGCUUGGUGGAGACAGAGCGCAGAGCAGGAGAAGCUGCAGUCUGGGUUUGGAUGAAGGGACCAGACUGCUCAUCAGCCGAUCCCACCUUGUAGUUCAGUUUUUCUCUUGGGGUUUUCUAAGGUUUCUUCUAAAACUCCCUCGCCGUUAGGAAAAAAUACUUUCCAGUAUUCAGAUGUAAAAGCAGUGAGCAUCUUGGUUCUGUAUUGGGAGCAUUUUGUGGGCCCUGCUGCUGAGAAGUCCUCUCAUACUGGCUAAGGUCACCAGUGAACCAGCCACAAAGACCUGUUCUUAUCUGGUGUUUGCCUUGGAACCUGUAGGGCCGUUGGUAGAAAGGAAAACACUCAGGUGUAGCAAAGAGAAACAAUAACUCUAAUCACAUAACCUGCUUUCUCCCUAAUUGUCCCUUAUCGUCGGGGAGCUGGGAGACUGAGAGCUAUAUAAACUGGACUCAGGAAGUCAAUGGGUCAUAGAAAUCGUAUCAUGCAUGCUGUUGCAUAAAGCCCGAGAGACAUCAUGAAAGGCCUCACUGCACCUUCCUUUCUUGUGACCAUCUUCCUAGCCCCAUCUCUGGCCCUGGUGAACACCAGUGUCAGUCAUUCUCCGGAUGGCUCUGUGGGGACCCAGACCAUCCAUGUCGAUGCCCUCCGAGGUCUGGUCACCAUCCAAGACAACAAUGUUCUGAGUGAAUGGAAUGGAAUCGUGGACUACAAGAAUGCCCUCCUGGCAGCUAAGCUGUUUAGUAAGAUGGCCUGUGUCCUGGCCAAGAUGGACCUGACAGUCUUCCCAAGUUUGGAUGAUAUCACCCAGGCCCUGGGCACACAGGAUUCCGGUCACUACCCACCCACCCGCGGACUGACCUACACGGUUUUACCCAGCCGAGUCAAAAACUUGGCCCAGUACGGAGUGCCUGUCCAGGACCUGUGUAGAGCAGUCCCCGCCUACUUUGUCCAGCAGCAAAAAGAAGGUUCCGCCCUGGACAUGGACCCAGAAUCCUGUUCUGAGCUCCAGUUUCUCUCCUUCAUGGGACUGUCCAUCUGUGGUGAGAUCCCUGGGCUCUGAACCCUACAUCAGCCAUGUGAAGACUGGACUUGCCUGCUCCAGCCUCUGCCUGUGGGAAGCAGCCCUUUCCAGUCCUCUACCUUCUGGCUUUCCAUUCAGCACUAGCCCUGUAAUGUGGGGAGGAGGGAGGUGCAACUUCUACCUUCUAGGAAAAAAUAAUAAAGUUUUCAUGUCACUGGCUAGCAGACAGAUUCCCUCAACUCUGUAGGCCCCCUCUUCCUCUGCAGGCCCCCUCUUCCCCUGCAGGCUCCCUCAUCCCCUGAAGGCCCCCUCUUCCCCUGCAGACCCCCUCACCCCCUGCAGGCUCCCUCAUCCCCUCUGCACUGCCAACCACGUGCA
Molecule: messenger RNA, 3831 nt
Organism: Alexandromys fortis (reed vole)
Lineage: Eukaryota; Metazoa; Chordata; Mammalia; Rodentia; Cricetidae
Product: gastrokine-3-like
Exons: 6
Coding region: 2947-3492 (181 amino acids)
Biological process (GO): regulation of cell population proliferation
Source: RefSeq, a predicted model, not a curated record